Molecule: messenger RNA, 860 nt
Organism: Raphanus sativus (radish)
Lineage: Eukaryota; Viridiplantae; Streptophyta; Magnoliopsida; Brassicales; Brassicaceae
Product: germin-like protein subfamily 2 member 2
Exons: 2
Coding region: 61-717 (218 amino acids)
Biological process (GO): regulation of root development; plasmodesmata-mediated intercellular transport
Cellular component (GO): plasmodesma; cell wall
Molecular function (GO): manganese ion binding
Source: RefSeq, a predicted model, not a curated record
CCUCGAGCUUCUUUUCUCGAAAUCAAACUAUAAUCAUAUAAUUCUUCACCUUUUUGAACCAUGAUGAAUUCAAGAAUUUUCAUUACCAUCUUAUUAUCUUGCAUUAUUGCUUCGAUUCAUGCAUACGAUCCCGAUGCCCUACAAGAUCUCUGCGUUGCUGAUAAAUCUCAUGGAACCAAGUUGAACGGGUUCCCAUGCAAAGAAAUGUCAAACAUCACAUCGUCCGACUUCUUCUUCGCCGGAAUCUCAAGCCCCGCCGUCAUAAACUCCACGAUGGGCUCUGCCGUGACGGGAGCCAACGUGGAAAAGAUCCCAGGACUCAAUACUCUCUCAGUUUCCCUAGCACGUAUAGACUACGCGCCGGGUGGCUUAAACCCACCUCACACUCACCCACGUGCCACUGAAGUCGUUUUUGUCCUCGAAGGAGAGCUCGAAGUUGGGUUUAUCACGACGGCAAACAAGCUUUUCUCUAAAACUAUUAAACUUGGUGAAGUUUUUGUAUUCCCAAGAGGGCUUGUGCAUUUUCAAAAGAACAAUGGGAAAUCUCCAGCAUCUGUUUUGUGUGCGUUUAAUAGUCAGUUACCGGGAACGGUGUCUGUUGCGGCGACGCUUUUUGCGACGGAGCCUGCUUUGCCGGAAGAUGUGUUGACAAAGACUUUUCAGGUGGGAUCUAAGAUGGUUGACAAGAUUAAAGAAAGGCUUUCUACCAAAAAAUAAUUCAAUUAUAUGCAAUUGGUUCAUGAUGAAAACCUUUGAAUUUUUUUUCUUAUAAAUGUUGUGGUAACUAAAAACAAAUUAUUACUGUAAUUGACUGGUUUAUGUUGGUUUGCCAAAUAAAAUUUAUCCUUUACAAGGCAAAA